AUUGUCAAAAGCAUCCUAAAACCAGAUGAGAUGAUAAGAGUCCGAGGAUCAUUUCUGGGACCUGUAAUGAAGCUCAGUGAGAGAGGAUUGAAGUUAUCAGCAAAGAUAGUCUACGCCAUUCUCACUAGAAGCAUCGUUUCUGUCAAGGAGAAUGAAGCCUGGUUCCAUUUCGGUGCGCAGCCAAUGAGGUUCUCUAUAAGAGAAUUUCAUAUGAUGACAGGCUUGAAAUGUAGUGGUGCAUUAGAAGGACCACGAAGGGAAACCGAGAGAUUUAAUUGGGAAUUGCUAAAGGGGCGUAGUCAUAAGUUAAGUGACGUGGUGGACCAGCUCAGAAACACAAGAGAAGAUGCUUCUGAGGAGAGAAUAUGCCUCGCAAUGCUCAUCCUGGUAGAGAGCAUAUUAUUGCGGAAGAGCAAAGGAGGGAGUUUUCCUUUGGAAUAUGCGAAAAAUGCACAGGAUAUGACAUAUCCAUGGGGAAAAGAGGCUUACAUUGUGCUCCUGAAGUCAAUUCAAAACGCUGUCGCGAAUCAUUUGGAGAAUAAAUCCAAAUUUGAGUUGCAAGGUUAUCCUCUAGUAUUCCUUCUUUGGAUACUAGAGUCGAUUCCUUUGCUAAGGAAUAAGUUCAGUAAGUGUGUACCAACAGUUGAGGUUCCUGGGCCGACUUACUUGUGUGAAAAAUACACUGAGGUAGAGAAUCCAUCACUUGAUAGGGUUUUACAGGUUGAAGCUGAUACAAAGCUGAAGGUCCAUUGCAUACUACCUUCUAUUCCUCAUGAUCCAGAAGAUGAUAUCUCCAUUGAAGACAAAUAUAGUGACGAGCUGGAAACAGUGAAAGAUGUAACAAAGAAAGGGUACAAGAUUACAGCCGAUGACUGGGAAAAUAGGUGUGUAGACACAUUUGACACAUUGGAUGCUCUUAUUCAAAUGAUGGCAAAUAAGGAGACUGGCCAAGCUUCUACUCCGAUUGAUGAGGAUUCAGUAAAUGAAAAAGUGAACAGGAUCAUCACGGUAAUGGAGGAGAAUCUGAAGAGCAUGAAGGAUCGAAUGUCAUUACUGGAAGAAGAAAACAUACAUCUUAGAGCUCGUGUGUCAGAGUUGGAAGGAAACAACAAUGUUUUUCCCACUAACGUGACACAAAAGGUAAAUUCUCAAAACAUCUUCUUUUACAUUUGCAUUUUCAAGUAUUUUUUGGAAGAUCUUGUACAUAUUCUUGAAUGCCUUCCUAAUAUUUGACAAACAGCGAUCCAGUGGGACACCUUUAUCUCCAAUGUCUCAC
This is a messenger RNA of Brassica napus (rape), 1276 nucleotides long. RefSeq lists its product as uncharacterized. The transcript is spliced from 2 exons. NCBI's taxonomy places the organism in Eukaryota, Viridiplantae, Streptophyta, Magnoliopsida, Brassicales, Brassicaceae. Bases 31 to 1233 code for a protein of 400 amino acids. The record is from RefSeq and is a predicted model, not a curated record.